Molecule: messenger RNA, 2045 nt
Organism: Camellia sinensis
Lineage: Eukaryota; Viridiplantae; Streptophyta; Magnoliopsida; Ericales; Theaceae
Source: RefSeq, a predicted model, not a curated record
UGAACAGGACCAAUGUACUACAAUGGAAUAUACCAUUUCUUUUACCAGUACAAUCCCAAAGGCGCAGUUUGGGGCAACAUUGUGUGGGCCCAUUCGGUAUCGACGGACCUCAUCAAUUGGAAGCCACUUCCUCCAGCAAUCUACCCUUCAAAGCCGUUCGAUCAAUACGGUACUUGGUCUGGGUCGGCCACAAUUCUCCCAGGCAACAAGCCCAUCAUACUCUACACUGGGAUAAUUGAUAAAAACAACACACAAGUCCAAAACUAUGCAAUACCCGCCAACUAUUCGGAUCCAUACCUCCAAAAAUGGAUAAAACCCAACAACAACCCGUUAGUGUUCCCGGUCGGUGUGAAUAAAACUGCUUUCCGUGACCCGACAACUGCAUGGUUCGGCAAAGAUGGGCAUUGGAGGAUUUUGGUGGGAGGAAGGAGAAAACAUAGAGGGAUGGCCCAUUUGUAUCGGAGUAGGGAUUUCAUGAAGUGGACUAAGGCCCAACACCCAUUGCAUUCUUCGGCCAUGACGGGUAUGUGGGAAUGCCCAGACUUUUACCCGGUAUCUUUGGAUUCUGAAAAUGGGUUGGAGGUUUCUGUGAUUGAGGGAAAUAUUAAGCAUGUUUUAAAGGUGAGUUUGGAUGAAACAAGAUAUGAGUAUUAUACAAUUGGAAAAUAUUUCUCGAAGAUUGAUAAAUAUGUACCAGAUAAUACAUCCGUUGAUAGUUGGGCCGGGUUGAGAUAUGAUUAUGGAAAUUUUUAUGCAUCAAAGACAUUUUUCGAUUGUGGAAAGAAUCGGAGAAUCUUGUGGGGGUGGGCUAAUGAGUCAGAUACUUCUAUUGAAGAUGUUAAAAAAGGUUGGGCUGGAAUUCAGACAAUUCCGAGAAAGGUCUGGCUUGAUAAAAGUGAAAAACAGUUAGUACAAUGGCCGGUUGAAGAAUUAGAAACUCUAAGGAGGAGAAAGGUUCACCUAAGUAAUCAAAAGCUCAAUUUGGGAGACCAUGUUGAAAUCAAAGAAAUUACAGCUGCACAGGCUGAUGUUGAAGUGACAUUCUCAUUCCCAAGUUUGGACAAAGCUGAGGCAUUUGACCCUAGUUGGGUUAACAUGGAUGCCCAAGAACUUUGUAAACACAAGGGUUCAACUGUUCAAGGUGGGGUUGGACCAUUUGGGCUUCUGACAUUGGCUUCACAACACCUUGAAGAAUACACUCCUGUUUUCUUUAGGGUUUUUAAGGCCAAAGACAAUCAUGUAGUUCUCAUGUGCUCUGAUGCUACAAGUUCCUCUUUGAAGAAAAAGCUGUACAAGCCAUCAUUUGCAGGUUUUGUGAAUGUGGAUUUAGCAGAAAACGAACUUUCCCUUCGAAGUUUGAUUGAUAAUUCUGUUGUGGAAAGUUUUGGUGCCGGAGGAAAAACAUGCAUAACAUCUAGGGUUUAUCCAACCCUAGCAGUAUUCAAGGAUGCUCAUUUGUAUGUAUUCAACAAUGGUACUGAAACGGUCACAGUUGAGAAUCUGGAUGCCUGGAGCAUGAACUAUCCUUUAAUGAAUUAAGUGGAGAUGUAAAAUAAAUAAAUAUGACAAGGGUUAGUUAGACCAAGAUCCUCUCAAUUAUUACUAAGUAUCAUUUUAUCUACUUAUCUAUGAACUUGUACAUAUUGACCCCUCCAAUUAUAAAAAUUUUACAAAUAUACCCUUUUUUGAGGUGAUCCAGAGGAGAUGAAACUGAUAUAUUUUUAAAGUUGAGGGGAUCAAAAUUUACGGGUUCAUAUAUAAGGGGAGAAAUUGAUAUUUCGCUAAUAAUUGAAGGGAUCUUGGUGUAAGUUACACGUAAGAUAAAGUUCUUACUAAUAUCUUCAUAUUGUUAUAUUUGUAUGGUUUUAUAUGGACCUAAAAAAUAGUUAUUAAGUACCUUGUCAAAAUUUAUGAGUUCCAGUCUAUGUUCCACAGUUGAAAAAAAGGAUGUAGAAAAUGGUGAAAGUUGUGAGUAAAUAAGUACUGGAUUUUAUUUGGGUAUUUCUUUUUCAAACCAAUAAUUACUUGCAAAGAAUCAUCAUAAA